UAUUCAAAAUUAUUCAUAAGCAUCACAAGUCAAAGGAAAGAGUGACUUGUAAUUGCGAAAUCUUUGACUAUUUGAUGCUCGUACUUCUUUGAAAGGUCCUACUUACGUGUUGUCUUUAUUUAUGUUCAGUUGUUUUUAAUUCGUAGGUAAUUUAAAAUAAUAAAAUUAAAAUGGAGUGGUGCAAGUUCUAUUCAGGCACAUUAGUAGUUCUGUUAGUGUUUCAUUUCAGUGAAGUGAACAGUCAAGAGACAUUGUUCGAAUUACCGGUACAAUUAGUCGGUUUUCCUGUCAUUACAGCUAGUGUUAGGUUAACUAACUUUCUUAAAAAACUGACCUAUUCUCUCAGUCCAACAACCUACCGAUCUCGCAAUCGUCGUCAAUUGUCAUUUUCGAGUGACGUUGCUGAACCUUACGACGUGCAAGAGGUUGAGAAGUAUAUAGUCGGCGAGUUCGGCGCACGAGCAUGCGUGUUCGAGCGCGUGUGCGCACACUACGCGGCGCGGGCGCAGGCCCAGCCGAAACCGCAGUUGGACUGGCCAGACGUAUUCAGCCAGUACAAGCGUUCAACGGACCAGGCAAAGGAGUUCUAUUUGCUGAGCGUAUUCCUUGGUGACAUCGUGGGAUCACCACAGCUAUGUCAUCAGCUCGGGAAACGAAGAGGUUGUGAUGUUGCCCAAUUAGGAGCGUAAACCAAAUAAAUUUCAAUUAUUUAGUUUUAAUUAGUAAAAAAAAAGUUGUUUCACCGAAUGGUAAAUAUUAUUAAUGGAUAAUAGUUUUUAUAUUUUAAUAAUCUUUCUAUAAGUGUAAAAUAAUGUAAUACGCCUUGGUAUUUUUGUAAUUAGUAAAUUAUUUUAAAUAUUUUUUAGUAUUAAAGGGAAAGUGAGAUAUAAAAAACCACAUCAAUAAAUGGUGAUCUAGUGUAAUAUUAACGACUCAUAAUAAAGUCGUUAUUUUAGAAUAAUUUAGUAAUAAUUAUGACAUUGUUAGUUUAUAGAAAGUGUAUCCAAUGUUUGUAAGAAUUACAAUGUUUAAUUAUUUUUAAGUAACACGCGCGCAUUAUUAAUUACCUAUGUAGAUUUUUAGUACGUUUACUAUUAAUAUUUUAAUAGAUUUUAAAUUGAUUAAUUAGGUUUUAAUUAUUAUAGCAUUUCGUGUGCAUUCUACAGUGAUGUCAGAAUCUAAAGAAUUCCUUUAUACCAGUUGUCCAACGAACAGACUAAUGUGUAUUAAUAGCCUUUAUGUAUACUUAUACAGUGAACGCUCUAUAUAAAAAAAAAUCUUUUAAAAGUUGUUUAUAGGGGAAAAAGGAGUAUAAAAAUAGUUUAACGUCUAGAAAAUAUUUUUACUUAUUUCUUUUACUAACUAAACUGAGUAGAAUAAAUAAAAUAUAAAGAAUGUUGCUUAUAUUAGAGCGUUCACUGUAUAUUGCACUAUACUUAAAUGCAAUUCAUAAUUUUAUAAAAAAAUUAAUCAUAACUAGGCCCAGGUACAUACAUUGGCUCCUAUGUUAAAUUGGGUAUGGGCAUGCAUACCUAAAUAUCGUCAUUUAUUUAUUAUCAAAUUUCAUCCUAACAUUACUAUUUUGUUAUUAUCUAUGGUAGCGUUAAUAACGUAUGACAAGAACCAUAAAUUUUUCUUUCUUGUUUUUACACUUUUUGUAUCAUUUUUUUUUGUACAACUUAGUACGGCAAACAAGCUGACGGCCCACCUGAUGGAAAGUGGUAACCGUCGCCUAUAGACAUGAGCAGUACCAUGGACAUAACAGAGUAUACUGUUUCGCCCAUGAUACCUCCCAUGCGUUGCCAUUCCUGAGGAAUCAGGUGUUAUUCCUCUGUACCCUGUAAAUUCACGCCAUAUCCCACCCUUCAAACCGAAGCACAGCCAUGCAAACACAACUGCUUCACGGUAGAAACACGAAUGGGACAGAGGUACCCAAGCAAUCGACUUUUGUACAAAGUCUUCCUAUGGUAACUCAUCUGGUGAUCCAUCGGUUUUUAUUGAACUUUGCCCGAAUUAAAUAAGUAAAAUAUUACUUAUACUAUUUUUGAAAACAAUACAUAUCAUUGGGAAUGAACUCUUUCAGUUGGCCUGGAUGGGGAUAUUAAAAUACGCUAUCAUUUACUUCAUAGUCCGGUGUAACAUUAAUCAUUGUGAAUGGCUUUAUUAAUGUAAUAAAUACGAAGAACAAUACUAUUCAUAAGUGAUAAGAAACGAAUAAUAAUAGGCUUUGGUAUAAUAAUAUAUGAUACAAAAAAAAACUCAGUUUAUCAUAUCUUUUGGAAGAUUUUGGUGGUGACGUCGAUAAUGAAGGGUUUAAUGUACUUUAAAAGCUUAUAGAGCAUAGACUACAUUUGUUUAUUUUUUUAUUAAAAUUAAAAUAUAACAUAGAUGUAUAGAGGCAUAACACUUUAGUUCUCAGGAAUGGCAACGCAUGAAGGACAUCAUGGAUGACGCAGUAUACUCUAUUAUGCCCAUGGUACAGUUUAUGUCUAUUACCACUUUCCAUCAGGUGGUCCAUUAGCUUAUUUUCCAUUCUAAGUUGCAUAAAAAAGAUAUUUUUAUUUUAUAAUUAUUAAUUAUUAAUAGUUAUUUUCGUUACUAACCGAGCUCCUGGUUUUAAAUCUCAUUUGAAAUAUACUAGGCAUACAUAAGUAAGUAAGUAGUGGAAUUUGUAUCAUAAGUUUAUAUUAUCUAUAGGUACUUAGUUUUUUAUUUAAUAUUAUUGAAUUAUACUGUAUACCUGGUUACCUAUAUAUAUUGUUAUGUAAAUAUUUAUCUAUAACAAUAAUAUGUUUUUAUAGAUAUUUAUCUACAUACAAUAAUAUUAACAUUUGUUGUUAAAAUUAAUAGAUAAUAGAUUUAAAAGCACAGACUUACUACCGUGAAUUCUUCCUUUUAUGAUGCCACUGAAUCUAUUAAUUACAUGUAGUAAUUUUCUUAAUUAACUUACAGUAAUAAUAUCCCUGUUAUGGUUUUCAGCUUGUGGUUUAUAGAAAAUUUUAAUACAUACUAUUUUCAUUUAAGAGUUUCCUCUUGUCGGUGCAACUAAUUCAUGCAUCUUCCUCCAGCCAGCUCUAUCUCAGGCCAUAUCCUUUAUCUCCCUAUACAUACUGCUUCUUCUAAUUUUUACCACAAUUAUAAUUAGUUAUGUUCAAUAAUUAUUAUAUAUGUAAUUAUAAAACAUAACCAAUUAUAAUUAUUAUAAUUUGAUUCAUUAUAUUAAGUGAAACAAAAUAUUAUAUGUCAUUUUUAAUUGUGUUCAGAAAUCUAUUGACGCUUGUAUAAGUAGGCAAUAAAAAAAUAAGAGUAUCAAUUUUCAUUCAGUAUCAUUA
Messenger RNA from Galleria mellonella (greater wax moth), 3332 nucleotides. RefSeq lists its product as uncharacterized. The transcript has 3 exons. The record is from RefSeq and is a predicted model, not a curated record. Bases 171 to 689 code for a protein of 172 amino acids. NCBI's taxonomy places the organism in Eukaryota, Metazoa, Arthropoda, Insecta, Lepidoptera, Pyralidae.